Molecule: messenger RNA, 543 nt
Organism: Psilocybe cubensis
Lineage: Eukaryota; Fungi; Basidiomycota; Agaricomycetes; Agaricales; Agrocybaceae
Exons: 3
Coding region: 1-543 (180 amino acids)
Source: RefSeq, a predicted model, not a curated record
AUGAUAACUGAUGAAAGUCAACGAAAGUGCAUACGCAUCACUGGACAUGGAAAAAUGAAGCAAUGGGUCGCCAAUUCACUUGCCUUCCUGGAGAGUUCAGACGAAAACAAAUUACUAAUAUUUCAUACCCUGCCUUCUGAAUUAGACCCCCUGAUGAGUCUUGGAGAAGAAUCUGGCAAACAAGUAACCCACAAAGCUGCUUCCACGUCGACAGACCUUAUUCCACGGUUAAUAUCAGUUGUUGAGAUCAUCAAACGCGAAUACGUGAAAAAUUUAGAAUCGAAGCACACAAUACGCAUGACUGGACUGCAUCAAUACAACGAAAUGGGAAGCCUACAGGCGCUAGGAGUUAGGGUUACGCCAGCAGAAGGUGCAUUCGAGGAAACGGCUGAAGUUACUAGGUCGCGGACAAUAAUUCAGGCCCUUGAAGGAAAGAAUCACCCACGACAAAGCCGAACCCCUUUCAUGCGCGUAACAUUAUCCCUUACUGAACUCCCCGAGUUAAUUGAAAAUGGCGCUACGUACAUGAAUUCCUACCCAUAA